CAGAAGCCAUUCGAAAUUCUUCUGGUCGGACGAAAUAUGUUGUCCGCAAACAGUUUUCUUAAGCGAAGCGACGGUGAUGGAAAUAUUGUCGAUUGUGCAAGUGAAAUAAGUGAAAGUGGAAUAUCAAAAUCUAGCGCAGUGAGCUCCAGUUCAGUUGGAAAAUCCAGUAGCAUUUGCAGCAAUCAAACAUCGCGGAUACCUAAAUGUGCACGUUGUCGGAAUCAUGGUGUUAUAUCCGGACUUCGAGGACACAAAAAGCAUUGCAUAUACCGAAAUUGUCGAUGUCCGAAAUGUGAACUGAUUUUGUCACGGCAGAAAAUUAUGGCUGCACAGGUGGCACUCAAGCGACAACAAGCGGUAGAAGAUGCUAUCGCAUUACGCCUUGCGUCUACAGAAAUGGGCACACAACUAAAAGCGCUUCCACCCGGGAAAAUCUACGGUAUGACUAUAACGGAACCCUGUUCGUCACCUCAACUGGAACCAUCAUCGUCCAUGGACAUUUGUUCAUCAACAUCCAGAACUAUCAGUGAAAAGAGUGUUGUUGAUGCUGAAAGCACCAAACCUACAAAUACUGUAAAUACUACUCCUGUGUCGCAAAAUGCUCUGGACAUGUUGUCACAACUUUUCCCUCAUCGAAAACGAUCUGUUCUUGAACUAAUUCUCAAACGCUGUGAUCUGGACUUGCUGAAGGCAAUUGAGCAGUGUAGCAAAAGUACACCAUCCAGUGCAUUUAAGCCACCAGUUUCCUCGACAUCACUGCUGUCACAUCAUCAGAUACCUUUCACUUCAUCCAGUCCACCCAGCUAUCCAUCGUUGAUUGCCUAUCCAAAAUGGUUACUUCCAAUGUCUAUUCCAGUGCCAAUGGGACACUUAGCGCCAAGUUUAGCACCGCGAUGUACUCUACCAAAUUGCAUGAUGUGUGUACAUCAUCCUGUGUAAAGAUGAAUGCCAAUACAUUUAGUGUAGACUAGAAUCUGUUGUUUAACUGUGCUUAAGAAAUCUCACAACAGGAAUACUAUGUGUAGGGUAAGGCAAGGUUACUUGAAACAGAGCAGGAGUGUAUAGAUAUGCGCCAUUGUCUGAAAAAUCUCUACCAAGUUGCGUUUUCAGAAUUUGCAAAUUUUGCUUGAUUGCUUUUUUUCUUUGAAUUACUGACUCAAGUUAUAUUGACGUUUCAGAUGUUUUUAUAUGUAAAAAUGUCUAAAGAACACAAUUUCAUAAUUUUCAAAAAAAAAACAUGUUGCGAGAAAAAUGAAGUUUUACUUUUAAACUGGAAU
Molecule: messenger RNA, 1277 nt
Organism: Topomyia yanbarensis
Lineage: Eukaryota; Metazoa; Arthropoda; Insecta; Diptera; Culicidae
Gene: dmrt93B
Product: doublesex- and mab-3-related transcription factor dmd-4
Exons: 4
Coding region: 37-939 (300 amino acids)
Biological process (GO): sex differentiation; regulation of transcription by RNA polymerase II
Cellular component (GO): nucleus
Molecular function (GO): protein binding; DNA-binding transcription factor activity, RNA polymerase II-specific; RNA polymerase II cis-regulatory region sequence-specific DNA binding
Source: RefSeq, a predicted model, not a curated record